AUGUCCGGAAAUAAACCUGCUCCAGUAGUCGACACAAACAAUACUUUCGAAGAUCUCAGCGGCAUUGCGACUUCAGCUUUCAGCAACCCAUAUGAUGCCUUGAUAGCAGCAUGUGACGACGAUGCAGCGCAGAUACAGACGAAAUACAGUCUGCACCGCUCCGCGAGGAAUGCUCAGCAAAAGGCCAAACUGCUCGACAGCAGCUUCCCUGGUGUAAGCAUCGACUCCAUCUUGAUGAGAUUGAGCGAUCCGACCCUUGAGCCUGGCUAUGCAGACCCUAGGCACUGUCUUGUUUUCUGGGGCAGGCCAACCACCAAAGUCAAGGACUUGAUUGAGCGUGUCCAGCAGGAGCUGUCAACAGUCGCACCAAAUCUCUGGUUGAUGCCGAGGGACAAAUUACAUAUCACCGUGCUCGAAGUCACGCACUCGAAAACCUCUCCGGAGAUCAAGAGUUUGGUCGACAGUAUACGGGAUAAGGCACCAGCCAUCGACGACUAUACGUACAGUCAUCGUAGCCGAUUGAUCAAGCCACUCAUUGGCUUCGACGCAUCAGCACUUGCGCUAAGCUUUGUGCCCGCUGCCGGCGAAGGUCUGCAUUCCGGCCGCAAAUUGGAAGAUGACAGAUACACGUACCACCAUCUUCGCCGGGAUGUCUUUGGACUGCUGCGGGAUUCAGACGUACAGGUCGACUCUCGAUAUGUGGUGCCAUCAAGUCACUUGACAAUCGGACGCUUCAUUGAUGCCAAAGACUUUGCUGACGAGGAUGGAACGCAUGGUGCCUCGAAGAUGAAGGCGUUCGUUGACAAGAUUGAGGAGAUCAACGGUUGGCUUGAGAAAGAAUUCUGGCCCGAGCAUAACGAUGGAACCAUACCCGAAGGCGGCGAAUUCAAUGUCGGUGAAGAGACGGGCCUGCAUUGUCGCAUGGGCACGUUGUGGUAUGGUGGCGGAGAGGAGACACACAGUCUUUCCUCCUCGUACUCUAUUCUAACACCAAAAAUGUUCAACCGAGACCGCCUUCCUGGCUUGCCCGGGAGCUCCCCACGACCUCCGCCGCGCAACGAUGGUUACGGAAGACCACCACAGCAGCAGCAGCCGCCGCCCCAGCGCGCACCAGCCCACGACACAAGAAUGGGCGGCUAUGAUGACAAACCGCAAGGAGGCUACCCGCCGCAAGGUGGUCAACAGCGCAUGCCGCAAAGAGGGCCAGCACCGGGUGGUGCACCCGCGAGACAGCUUAGGCCCAUCAAAAGCCCCGGAGGCAACGCCUAUGCGUUUGGCAACCUUGUCGCUGUUUCCCCACAAGACUUUCCCCCAAGCCAGGACGGCUCCGACAUUUACCUCCUCGUAAACGGCAAUUACGUCCUCUCAGCUCGACCCAACUCGGAGUGCAACCCUGGUGAAAUCGGUCUCACAGAUGCACAGCGAACAUGGGCGGGUAUCACACUUGGUCCACAGGACAUGGUACAGGUACAGCCAUACGACGCCUUCAGCCAGAGCGGCGGACAGUCGUACUUGGGCGCAGUAGAGGUUGAAGUUGGGUUCGCGGCAAGGAAGACGACUGAGACUCCUUACGACCAGGAUGAGCUGGCAACACAGUUCAAGAAGAACUUUGAAAACCAAAUUCUUGCGCCCGGUCAGCAGCUCCUGCUCGACGUCAAAAACAUACCGUUGAGGAUGUCGAUCCGCACUGUAACGCAGGUGGACCUAUCGAUGAACAACCAGGACGCUUCUGCGCCGCCGCUGACAGAUCCCCGAGCUCGCGGUAUCCUCACUAGACAUACCGUGAUUGACUUCUUCAAGGAUGCCCGUACCGACAUCAAGUUGAAAUCAUCGAACAGGCGGCCGGCUGCCAACUCUAUCAUCCAGCCAGGGUUCAAGUUCGAGGACAUGGGCAUUGGUGGUUUGGAUAACGAGUUCAGUGCCAUCUUCCGAAGAGCUUUCGCAUCGCGCAUCUUUCCUCCAGGCUUGGUCGAGAAACUUGGCAUACAGCACGUCCGCGGUAUUCUGCUAUACGGUCCUCCGGGUACUGGUAAAACCCUGAUUGCGCGUCAGAUUGGUAAGAUGUUGAACGCUCGCGAGCCAAAGGUUAUCAACGGCCCUGAAGUGCUCAACAAAUAUGUCGGUCAAUCAGAAGAAAAUAUCAGAAAGCUAUUCGCAGAUGCUGAGAAAGAGUACAAAGAGAAGGGUGACGAGAGUGGUCUCCACAUCAUCAUUUUCGAUGAACUGGAUGCUGUAUGCAAGCAGAGAGGCUCUGGUGCAGGUGGCGGCACUGGUGUUGGCGACAGUGUUGUCAACCAGUUGCUUUCGAAACUAGACGGUGUCGAUCAACUGAACAACAUCUUGCUUAUUGGAAUGACGAACCGCAUGGACAUGAUUGACGAGGCGCUCUUGCGUGCGGGCCGACUGGAAGUCCAUAUGGAAAUUUCUCUACCGGAUGAGAAGGGACGAGCUCAGAUUCUCAAUAUCCACACUACGAAGAUGCGCAACAACGAUGUCAUUGAGAAGGAUGUCAAUGUUGAUGAGCUUGCGAAAAUGACUAAGAACUUCUCGGGUGCCGAGCUGAACGGUCUAGUAAAAGCAGCGUCGUCUUUUGCGUUUAGCAGGCAUAUCAAGGUCGGUACAAUGGCCGCCAUCGACCCUGACGUGGAGAACAUGAAGGUCAGCCGCCAGGACUUCUUGAGCGCUCUCGACGAAGUGAAGCCACUGUUUGGUGUGGCCGAGGAGGAGCUUGGCAAGCGCAUCUUGCGCGGCAUUAUCCACUACUCGCCGUUCAUCAAGGAUAUUCUCGAGGAGGGGCGACUGUACAUCAACCAGGUCAGAAAACCCGACUCGACUCCAAUCCUCUCCGUUGCACUACACGGCCCGCCCGGAAGUGGCAAGACUGCGCUAGCUGCGAGAAUGGCUAUCGACUCGGGAUUCCCAUUCAUCAAGUUGAUCUCACCGGAAGACAUGGUUGGCUUUAGCGAGAUGCAAAAGGUACAGCAGCUCGACAAGACUUUCCGAGACGCAUACAAGAGUCCACUUAGCGUCAUUGUUAUCGACAAUGUUGAGAUGCUCGUUGACUGGGUACCCAUCGGACCCCGUUUUAGCAACAGCGUGCUGGUUGCACUAAAGGUGCUACUAGAUAAGCAACCUCCCAAGGAUCGUCGCCUGUUGAUCUUCGCAACCACAACCGAACGCUCGGUGCUGACCCAACUUGACCUAUUCAGCCGCUUCGACGCCGAGAUCGCGGUACCGAACGUCAACACCCAGCAGGAGCUCGCACAUAUCCUGCAGGAGUCCGGUGCAUUCGAUGACAUCAACCGUGCUAUCAGGGAGAUUCAAGAAAGCACUGACAGCCAAGAGAUUGGCGUUGGUAUCAAAAAGAUCCUGACAGGCAUUGAGACAGCGAAGCAGGAUCAGGACGUGCCUGGACGCUUCGCAAGGGUCAUGUCUCGGGCCAUUGCAGCGAAUCGUGGAACAUAUGGACAAUAG
Parastagonospora nodorum SN15 is the source of this 3474-nucleotide messenger RNA. RefSeq lists its product as hypothetical. The record is from RefSeq and is a predicted model, not a curated record. Gene Ontology annotation, biological process: SNARE complex disassembly; Golgi to plasma membrane protein transport; intra-Golgi vesicle-mediated transport. Lineage: Eukaryota; Fungi; Ascomycota; Dothideomycetes; Pleosporales; Phaeosphaeriaceae. Gene Ontology annotation, cellular component: Golgi stack. The transcript has 6 exons. The coding region runs from base 1 to 3474 and encodes 1157 amino acids. Gene Ontology annotation, molecular function: ATP binding; ATP hydrolysis activity.